Endocarpon pusillum Z07020 is the source of this 1563-nucleotide messenger RNA. RefSeq lists its product as uncharacterized. Bases 1 to 1563 code for a protein of 520 amino acids. NCBI's taxonomy places the organism in Eukaryota, Fungi, Ascomycota, Eurotiomycetes, Verrucariales, Verrucariaceae. The record is from RefSeq and is a predicted model, not a curated record. The transcript is spliced from 6 exons.
AUGCAAGCUUCUCUUCUUACGGCGCGGGCCGUGACUAGCAAUCCAGGCUUGGCAACAGAUUGUCUCUUCCUAAAGGAGAAAGCGUUCCUAUCGGAGGAUAGAUCGAAUCGGUGUCUCAUCGAUGCACAUCGAUUUUUGUCCGGACCGGCGCUUGCGACUGUGGAUAGCUGCGCGAGAUCACCGGCGGACGACGUCGCGCACCAACAUGCUGUUCGCUUCAAAUGCAAAAGCGAAAAUAGCAAUUUUUCGUCCCAGAAGAUACGUGAUGAGUCCCAGCUUCGGGACUUUUUGCGGGAUAGAUGGUCCGAUUAUGAGCGUCCAAAGAGGGCGGUGAGGAGCAGUUAUGUUCUUUUCAUCGACAGAACAACAUCGGUGAAUGCCUUGAACCUGACUCGAGAUCUAGCUGAGGCGGUGCUUUCCUCCCUUCAGAUAUUUGCUCUUCUGAAGGACUUCAUCCUUCUUUUCGAUCGGGAAUGCGCUUAUGCUUUCUCUCAUGUUGACCAGGAAAAGAAGGACGAAAAUAUCGGUGUGAGUCCAGACACGUACUGGCCCGUCCGACGUACGGUUAUCUAUCACAGGUACUCUUUCGUGAAGGCAAGGAAGCAGGAGAUCUGGAUCGUCAUUGGUAGCAGAAGUGGAUCUGAGCAUCUACGAAAGCAUAUCCUCGACUACCAAGCCCGGAAUAUUGGGAGCAAAUCUAAUCCGUCGCCAUUUGAGCUGCAUCUAAUGAUCCAGCACUGCUAUAUGGGUAACUGGCGACCUCGUCUAGGGUGGAUGGCAGAAGAGAUAUGGCGUCAGGUCAAUCCCGCCAUGACAACACCCUUUGAGCAUUCCAAUUGCUCCAGCCGCGAGAGGUUGAUUCGAAAACUUCUACUAGUGGACCAGAGUCAAGCUCGACAGAAUAUUUGGGAGAAGCUGGAUGACUCAAUGCUCGCUGUCGAGGCUCUCAUCGAAACAAUCGAACUGCUCAAAGUAAACUUUCUGCGCUUCGAAGGAGACCCCAAGCCAAGGGCGAUGACUCGUUCUCAAGAGACUAUUGCGCGAAGCUUUGACAUCAAGAAAAGGGAGGCUGAAGCAGUGCUGAAGCAGCUCAGGGCGCUGCGCGGAAAGGCAGAGAGUACUUCAAGCCUGUACGCUCGGCUCACCGCGCUCCAAAGCAAAUCGAUCGCCGAUCAGAGCGCUCACAAGAGCAGAAUCACGACAACGCUGACAUUCCUGACCGCCUCCUUCUUGCCAUCCGCCAUUCUGGGCACAUUCUUCUCUGGCACCAAGAUCUUCGAGUCCCCACACGGACAGGUCAAAUACUGGGCCGUCAUCUUUGGCACCACCGCUGGUAUCAUGCUCCUCAUCUGGGCUCUAGGAUUGCUCUAUGGUUGGUGGACAGUGGAGGAUCUGACGGAAGGUUUGAGGCCGCUUGGAGAGUGCUUCUCAUGGAUCAUGGAAAAGUACGCCGAACGGAAAGAGAGAGUCAAAGAGAAGGCGGAGGCGAGGCGAUCAGAGGCAGCCAGGAUGGAGACCAAGAGAGGUUACGUCGAGCAUCAUGAAAUCAGUCAUUUCAGAUGA